This is a messenger RNA of Rubroshorea leprosula, 1719 nucleotides long. Lineage: Eukaryota; Viridiplantae; Streptophyta; Magnoliopsida; Malvales; Dipterocarpaceae. The record is from the annotation of a GenBank genome assembly.
CAGUAACAAAACCGGUACGCAUGCCGGUACAGUAUUGACUACUUUGGUUGUGAUGCCAUUCAAUCUGAAGAAUGCUGAAUCUACCUAUCAAAGAGCCAUGAAUGCAAUUUUUAAUGAUAUGAUUGGUAAGUUCAUGGAAAUCUAUAUUGAUGAUGUUGUGGUGAAGUCACAUGGAGAAGAAAACCACCUAGUCCAUUUGAGGAAGGCUUUUGAGCGGAUGAGGCAACAUGGCUUGAAAAUGAACCCACUAAAGUGUGCCUUUGGAGUGUCUACAGGUAACUUCCUUGGGUACUUGGUGCAUGAGCGUGGUUUGGAGGUUGACAAGAACAAAGCCAGCAUUGUGAUUGAGGCAAAACCACCACAGAAUAAAAAGGAGUUGCAAAGAUUUCUUGGCCAAGUUAAUUUCUUAAGACGUUUCAUUUCUAACUUGGCUGGGAAAACCAGAGUCUUUUCUCCUCUGUUGAAUCUCAAGUCUGAGGCGAAUUUUAAGUGGGAAGAACAUCAUCAGUCUGCCUUUGAUAUGAUAAAACGUACAGAAACCAUGUCUGGAGCUGGAGUCGUGGUUAUCUCCCCAUCUGGGCUAAAAACACAGAUGUCUUUCCAGUUGGAUUUCGAUUGCACAAAUAAUCAAAUAGAAUAUGAGGCUCUGAUUAUUGGUCUUGAGAUGUUGGUGGAGCUUAAAGUAUCCAUGGUUGAGGUUAUAAGGGACUUACAACUAAUCUUGAAGCAAUUGUCUGGUGAGUACAAAUGUACUAGCGUUGCUUUAGCCCCUUAUUUUGCCUUGGCUGUGCAAUUACUAGAGGAGUUUGAUGAUGUGUCCAUCAAACACGUGCCUAGAGACCAAAACUAUGAAGCUAAUGAAAUGGCCCAAAUUGCUUCAGGUCUGCGAAUUCCUGAAGGUGCUGGGAUCAAGAUGCGCUGGCUAAUUCGCAGACAUGGUUUCUUUUGGCCAUUUGUCUUGAAAGACUGUAUUGCUUAUGCUAAGGGCUGUAAAUCUUGUCAGAUCCAUGGGCCACUUCAAAGAGUUCCAACCUGUGAACUUAAUUCUAUUGUGAAACUGUGGCCAUUCCGAGAUUAUUUUACCAAAUUGGUGGAGGCUAAACCAAUGAAGAAGGUAAAUCAAUCUGAUGUAAUCAAGUUCAUCAAAGAGGACAUUAUUCACAGAUUUGGUCUGCUAGAAACAAUUACAACAGACCAAGGCACAGUUUUUAUCAACCAUCAAGUGGAGGCAUUUGCAAAGGAAAUGGGUUUCCAUCUGUUAAAUUCUACUCAUUAUGCACAAGCUAAUGGGCAAGUGGAGGUUUCUAAUAAGGUGGUGAUUAAUUUGCUUGAAAAAAUGGUGAAUGACAACCCCAGACGUUGGCAUGAACUAUUGUCUGAAACACUGUGGGCUUAUAGAACUUCACAUAGAAGUUCAACCAAAAUGACACAUUUUGCCUUAACAUAUGGCCAUGACGCAAUCUUGCCAAUGGAGUUAAUAGCCAGGUCUUUAAGAGUAGCGAUGCAACAUAAUCUCCAGUCUGAGGAAUAUGAUGAGGCCAUGAUGCUUGAGCUUGAGAACCUUGAAGACACACGUUUGACAGCUUUGGAUAGAUUGCAAGUUUAAAAGCUCAAAAUUGCAAAGUCUUACGACAAGAGAGUAAAAGGUAAAAAUCUGGCAGUUGGUGACUUGGUCUGGAAAGCAAUUUUACCUCUUGGUAAGAAAGAUCACAGAUUUAG